AUGUCGGAUGGGAAGAAGACACCGGAGGAGAAGCCGAGUCGGAAGCGGCAGGGAUCGCAGCCGAUCGGAAUUCCGGGCGCUUCGGAUGACGGUGCUGGCGGCGGCGCUUCGUCGUCGAACAUGCCGCUUUGGGUUGCCGGCGGCUCGCCGGCGAAAUUUGUGAGCCAUGAGGAGAUACUGAAGAUGUCGACGGACAUGGAGAAUCUCGAGCUCAUUCACGAGAUUGCGAUCGAUCCGAAUUUCAAGAUUCCCGACAAGCCGGCGAAUCCGAUUCAGAUGUGUGUCAAGGAGAACAUGCACAAAGCUUAUUAUAAUUCGCUUCGAAAAGAUCUCGCAAAAAACCCGCCGGAGUAUGAGUUUUGCUUCAAUUUCCUCAUGGAACUAAAAAAUAUGAUCCUUGAGGAUAUUCUGACUCAGCAGCACGUUCGCCUGCGCGCUGAAAUCAACGCGAAUCUUGAUGAAGCCACUCUUCGCGACAAAUUGGAUCAGGACGCGCUUGAUAUUCAUGGCAUCAUGAAGUAUAUCAUUGAUCUACUAUCUCGGCUAUGCGCUCCUGAGCGCGACGAUCUCAUUGUGCAGUUGCGUCAAAAAACCGAUGUCAUCGAUAAGUUCCAAGGGACCAUGGAUCUUCUUGAGUUGAUGAAGAAUGAUUUGGCGAAUUAUGAGAUAUCGAAGAAUCGCGCGGCGAUUGAGGAAUUCAGCGAGAAACGCGAGUAUGAGAUGUUUCAGAAAUUCUUGGCGGAUAAUCCGAACGGGUGCGAUGAGACGAGAAAAUGGCUGACGAAUGCUUAUGACGAAUUGGCGGCGGCGAAGGCCGAAGAGCCGACGACGUCGGCGAAACGCGAGAAGAAGAAUGAGAUUGAGGAGACGGAUGAGAUUCUGAUUGAUACGACGAGCCGAGCUUAUGUUAAGCUGGUUCAAUCGGAGAAUCCUGAGCCGUUUCCGGAGACGAUGAAGCUUGACAAGAAUCGAAUGCAAGCGUUUGCUGAGAAGUAUUUGCAGAUGGCGAUUGUGGCCGCGUCGGUGAUGGUCACUUGCAAUUUGGCUGGAAAAGAGGUCUCGCAGGAGGCGGAUUUCAAGAAGACGCUCAAAGAGCACCUGAUUGCGAUUACGAAUCGCAUUGAUCAAGAAUCGUUGAACGAGGAUCUUGAGAAGAUUGGCGAGCAAUGUGUGAAGGAGGCGUCGGAGACGGCGAAAAAGCUGAAUGUUGCGUGGAGCGAUGAGAAUGCGUCGAUUUUGCGGAAGCAGAUCAUGAAUUUGGCGAAUCCCGAGUUUGAAGUUCGCAAAUUAGUUGAAAAACGAGUUGCCAUGUUCGUUGAAGCGAUGCUGAACAGCGUUGAGCGAUCGCAUCGACUUCAACCAGGUCUUUCUGUCAUUCAGCACGAGCUUUUCGCGUUCACCGCGAAAUUCAUACGGAUCUGCAUUCAUAAUAGGAAAACAUUCCAUGAUCUCUAUCAUAGCAUUAUAAUGGAAACGCGAGUUGACCGCGGCGAAACGGCCACUGAUCGUUCAAUGUGCCGAGAGGCGAGCCCGAGUGAGCCAGGACCGAGUACAUCGAAUUGA
Messenger RNA from Caenorhabditis bovis, 1563 nucleotides. NCBI's taxonomy places the organism in Eukaryota, Metazoa, Nematoda, Chromadorea, Rhabditida, Rhabditidae. The record is from the annotation of a GenBank genome assembly.